CAUGGCUAAUACUUGUUUCCAACUUCUUUUCCUUAUCCUUCCUUUGUUUUUCAUGUUUGUUUCCUUUGAAGCCAGUAGAUUCAGUUCCAACUCUAGCAAUUCCAACCCCAGUUGCAUAGAGAUUGAAAGGAAAGCACUUCUUGAAUUCAAAAAAGGUCUCACAGAUCCUUCUGGUCUCCUUUCUUCUUGGGUUGGCAAUGAUUGUUGUACUUGGAUGGGCGUAGGUUGCAGCAACCAGACUGGCAAUGUUGUAUCACUGGACCUUCGAAACCGCUUUGAGUGUAUUUACAACUCAUCCUGUUUGGGCGGUGAGGUAAGUUCCUCCUUGCUCGACUUGAAAUAUUUGAAUUACUUGGAUCUAAGCCUGAAUUAUUUCCAAGGGAUUGCAAUCCCAAAUUUCAUUGGUUCGCUUGAAAAGUUGAGCUACUUCAAUCUCUCUUAUGCAUCUUUUGGUGGAAUGAUUCCUCCUCAUCUUGGAAAUCUAUCAAAUCUGCGUUAUCUUGAUCUCUCUACAAAUUCUUAUGUAACAAGAAGUUGGGUUUCAGAUUUAAACUGGCUUGUUGGUCUGUCUUCUCUAAAAUAUCUUAAUCUUGGAAAUGUGAACCUCACUUUGGCAAGUACUAAUUGGCUGCAAGCUCUUAAUAUGCUUCCUUCUCUGUCGGAAUUGAGAUUGCGAGGUUGUGAACUUCACUACUUGCCUUACUCUGUACCAAACAUCAAUUUCACUUCCCUUUCUGUCCUUGAUCUCUCUGAAAAUAAUUUCAACUCUUCAAUACCUCAAUGUUUGUUUAACAUAAGUUCCCUUGUGGAUCUGUAUCUUUUUAGUAGUUAUAUGAAGACCUCUGUUUCUGAUAUCCAAUGGGGAAACCUCUGCAACUUGAGAACUCUAGAUUUAAACCUAAAUCAAAUUAGUGGCGACAUAAGUGAACUUAUAAGGGGUUUCGUUGGAUGCAGCAACAGUAGCUUAGAAGAGUUAUUGUUAGACAAUAACCAAGUGAGAGGGUCGUUGCUAGAUUAUUCACUAACACACCUUCAGAACUUAAGAUACCUUCGACUUUAUGGUAACUUAAUCUCAGGCCCAAUUCCAGCAUCUAUUGGAAGGUUGUCAAAAUUGGAGAUAUUAGACCUCUCUUCUAAGCAAAUGAAUGGGUCCAUUCCAGAUGGUGUUGGAAAACUUGCAAACUUAAAAGAGUUGCCACUUAAAAACAAUUAUUGGGAAGGUGUUAUAUCCCAAAAUCAAUUGCAAGGCCUCACAAAACUGCAACGUUUCUCAAUAUCAUCGUUGAACAAAAGUCCAAUCUUCAAUAUAAGCCACGCAUGGGUUCCUCCUUUCAGCCUAAUAGAAAUCACAGUCUGGAACUGUCGAUUAGGUCCCAGAUUUCCAGCAUGGCUAAGUAAUCAAAAACAACUUCAUGAAAUAACGUUGACAGACGUUGCCAUUUCGGACACAAUACCUUAUUGGCUUUGUGAGUUAUCUCCACAUAUUUUUUGGUUAGAUCUUUCUGGUAAUUGGAUACAUGGAAAGCUUCCCAAUUCAUUAGUAUUUCCCUCAGCAAUUCUAGUGGAUUUAAGUUUCAACUGCUUAGAGGGUUCACUCCCAUUUUGGCCCAAUGUGUCAUUUCUCGUGCUGGCAAACAAUUUAUUUUCAGGAUCAAUUCCCAUGAACAUCAACCAAAUGAUGCCAUCAUUGGAGAUUCUUGAUUUAUCUGGGAACAUCCUAAAUGGUAGCAUCCCCCUAUCCAUAGGUAAGAUGAAACAUUUGCAAACUCUUUAUCUAUCAAACAAUCAUUUAUCUGGAAGAAUCCAUGAUCAAUGGGGGGAUUUACAAAGAAUUGAAGUCAUAGAUUUAUCCAAAAACAAUUUACAUGGUGAGAUUCCAGAUUCAAUUUGCUCACUACCUUUUCUCUAUUGGUUGAAAUUGAGCAGCAACAAUCUUUCAGGGGAACUAUCUUUUGCAUUACAGAACUGCAAAGGCAUGAGGAUGCUUGAUCUUGGAGAGAAUCGAUUCUACGGAAACAUACCCAAAUACAUUGGACAAAGCUUCUUAUCACUAUCGGAACUGCGUAUACGAGAUAACAUGUUUAGUGGAAAUAUUCCUGAACAAUUAUGCUCUCUUGCUCACCUCCACAUCCUGGACCUUGCUCUUAAUAAUUUAUCAGGAUCCAUCCCAUCAUGCUUGGGAAAAUUGGAUGCUCUGAAUUCUUUGAUAUCAUAUAGUCAACAUAUACCUUCUGUGGCUGAUGCCUAUCUUCAACGAAAGAAAAUGGAAGUGGUUAUGAAAGGAAGACAAUUGAUAUAUACCUUUACUCUUGAGUUGGUAAAUAUCAUUGACUUGUCGGGCAACAAUCUUCAGGGAGACAUCCCAGAACUAAUAACAAAUCUCUCAACCUUGGGUACCUUAAAUUUAUCCCACAACCUAUUGACAGGGAAAAUACCAGAGAAGAUUGGAAGCUUACAACUAUUAGAAACACUUGACCUCUCAUGCAACCACCUUUCAGGUCCAAUUCCUCCAACCAUGUCCUCUAUGACUUUACUGAACAAUUUGAACUUGUCAUUUAACAAUUUGUCUGGACCAAUUCCCUCCGGCAACCAGUUCCAAACCUUCAUUGAUCCUUCCAUUUACAAGGGUAACCCAGAACUUUGUGGGCCUCCAUUGUCGACCAAGUGCCUCAUGCCCAAUGACAGAGAUGUUGAUGGAAACCAACAUGCUAAGGCUCUCAAAGAUGAGGAUAAGAAUGAAAACCUGGGCUUCUACCUUGGCAUGGCAUUGGGGUUUGUGGUGGGGUUUUGGGCUGUUUGUGGUAGUUUGGUGUUAAAGAAGUCUUGGAGAUACGCCUACUUUCGGUGUGUUGAUGAAAUGAAAGAUUGGGUUUUCGUUGCCAUGAUGGCGAACUUGAACCGCUUAAGAAGAAUGAUGGGAGCACAACAUAACUGAAGGCCCAUGUGGGUAAUUACGUAAAGAUAUGUUGAUUCAAAAAGGAAACUUCGAACAAGAAGGACAUCAAAUGAAUAGGUUGGCUUGCCUUCCCACCACGGUCAACAUGGCUUAGACUUUUCUUCGUGUUUCUCAGGUUUCAAAACUUUGGCUAUAUUUGUUUUCCAUUAAUGAUGUUUGUAAUAAAGAUAGUUUUAUAAGAA
Molecule: messenger RNA, 3138 nt
Organism: Camellia sinensis
Lineage: Eukaryota; Viridiplantae; Streptophyta; Magnoliopsida; Ericales; Theaceae
Product: receptor-like protein EIX1
Molecular function (GO): protein binding
Source: RefSeq, a predicted model, not a curated record